Molecule: messenger RNA, 1112 nt
Organism: Acaromyces ingoldii
Lineage: Eukaryota; Fungi; Basidiomycota; Exobasidiomycetes; Exobasidiales; Cryptobasidiaceae
Exons: 4
Coding region: 82-966 (294 amino acids)
Source: RefSeq, a predicted model, not a curated record
AUUGGUCAAACGUCAGAGACUCGUCCAGCCGACUCCAGCCAUCACAAUUUGAGGAGGCGCUCCUCCACGUCGGGCGAAGGAAUGCCGGGAGAAGGACCGUUCGGAGAAGAAUUCACAAGGGAUUUGUCUUCCAGCAUGGCAUCGAGUUCAUCGCGAAGUGCCUCAGAAUUGUCAGAAUCGUCGACAGGGCCACCAAAAGUUUUCUCGCGAUUCAAUUUAAUGUUCGAAGGCGUAGGAAUGGCCAGAAGGAAGGGGGUCAACAGCGAAUGGAUCUCCCUUAUAGCAACGACAGAGACUAUGCAAGAAAUGAACAAGAGAAACAUCAUCCGAGAAGUUUCCACCACAGAACUUUGGUCUAACUCGAAAGACGCCAUGAGAUCUCACUUUUACUUCUUGGGCAGCUUCGCCAAGAAUUUUCUCGUCUACUAUGCGCAAGAAGGAGAAUUCAUCAAAUACGGAAUCGUGUGCCUCGUCGAUAAGCCCCCCAAAAUCGUUGAAGUAUUGGAGAAAGAGCCCAAUUUCGACCCAGAACAACAGCAGAUGAUCGUAAAGAUCGAUGAGUGGGACCAGGGGCUAAGUAAGCUCAAAAAGAAGCUUAAAAUAAGCAAAAACGGGCAAGCGAUCAUCAGAACAACACUAGAGGCCUUCGAAAGAGGGUUUGCCAAAGCUCAUGAUCAUUUCAAGGAAUUCCAACAUUAUAGCGCCUUCACUAUCAAGCGUUCCCCAAGAUAUCUCUACAUUCACCUCAAGAGGGACCUGAGACAGGAAUAUAACGAGAAGAUAAAACGGAAGAUAUUCUACGACUUGAGCGAAUUGGUGGAAGAAGAGACGGCCAAGACGGGAGUUGAAACCGUCAAGGAGGAGCCUGAAAUCUGCGGAAGCGUUCAACAGGAUUUGAAGCAUCAAAUAGAUCCUACAAUCACGGGAAAAGUUCAUCAGAUGAGGCCUUCUUUCGCAGCUCGUUGAAGCCGGACAGAAUAUUCCGACUUCUCGUUUGCGGAGUCACCAUCGGUAUGCAUCAGCAAAGAAUAAUUUACCGCAUACUUCACACCACGGAUGAUGAGCAAGGUACCGGAUCUCGAAGCAAAUUCCAUCUCACGCUUUUGAGGACG